AUGCAGCUCCUGGUCAAUCCCAGCUCAGAUCAGAACCAGCACAACCAUGCCCCUCUCGGGACCGACGCCGCUGCAUCUUUGUCCGAUGCUGUUGCUGCUGCUCUCGCUUCUGCCGCCUGAGGGCGCCCUGUCCUCGGUCCUGGAGCGCAGCCCUGGCCUCCGGGGAUUCCCAGACGCACUCCCCGGACUGAACGCCUCUAGAUUCCGGGAGAUGCGGAAACGCUACGACAGCCUGAUGAACCAGUUGCGGGUAAACCAGAGCUGGGAAAACUCGAGCCCCGAUCCCAGCACCGCUUCUGUUGUCUGGAUCCUGACCCCCGAGCUGCGAACCGGUCCCGGCGGCCUCGUGCACCUGCGCAUCCCCGGAGCCGCCCUCUCCGCGGGGCGCCCCGCUGGCCCCCGCCUACACCGGGCCUUGCUCCGGCUGCCUCCGACGGCCCCGAUCCCGCGCGAUGUGACGCAGCCGCUGCAGCGACUACUCGCCCGUGAGGGCCCUGUGCCGCCGAUGCUGCGCCUGAGACUGUCACCGCAGCGAUCCGACCCAGUGCUGACAGCGAAGCCUUCCUCCCGGGCCCGACUGGAGGUGCACCUGCAGCCGCGCGCCUCCAGGGGGCGCCGCGACACGCACGCGCGCACGGCGGAGGCCUGUGCGGCCGGGAAGGCGCACUGCUGCGGCGUGCAGAGCCGGCGCGUGACUCUCGAGGAGCUGGGCUGGGCCGACUGGGUGCUGGCGCCGCGCGAGCUGGACGUGCGCGUAUGCGUCGGCGCGUGCCCGCCCCGCUUCCGGCCGGCCAGCGCUCACGCGCGGAUCAAGGCGCGCCUGCACGACAGGAACCCUGGUUCCGCGCCUGAGCCCUGCUGCGUGCCUGCCAGCUUUGAGCCUCUGGCGCUUCUGCACCAGGACAGCGAAGGUCGCGUGACGCUUACGUCCUACGACGACAUCCUGGUUAAGGACUGCCACUGCGCUUGAGCGGGCGCCCUGCGAGGGGUGGGGCCUCAGGGGUCCGCGUCCGCGCAGUGGGCUCGCAGAGGCUACUUGGUGCUCACUUGUCCCCCCUCCCUGCACACUAUUGUAUUUGUGACUCUAUUUAUUGCUAAGGAGCCCUGGUGGCGCAGUAGUUAAAGCGCUUGGCUGCUUACCGAAAGGACGGUGGUUCGAACCCACCAGCCAGCCACUCCCGGAGAAAUAUGUGGCAGUCUGCCUUCAAGAUUUACAGCCUUUGAAAUCUUAUGGGGCAGUUCUCCCCUGUCCUGUGGGGUUGCUUUGAGUGGGAAUGGACUUCACGGCAACGUUUUUUGUUUCUGCUAAUGUGUUGGGGCAGUUCGCUGGGGGACUGGAGUUUGGAGAGGGCUGCUGGUAGGGGCGUGUAUAUAUUUUUAAUUUUGGUAAUAAAAAUGAGCUGUCUGAACUGUC
Messenger RNA from Loxodonta africana (African savanna elephant), 1414 nucleotides. RefSeq names its product growth/differentiation factor 15. Gene Ontology annotation, cellular component: extracellular region. The transcript is spliced from 2 exons. Gene Ontology annotation, molecular function: cytokine activity; growth factor activity. The record is from RefSeq and is a predicted model, not a curated record. Bases 47 to 970 code for a protein of 307 amino acids. NCBI's taxonomy places the organism in Eukaryota, Metazoa, Chordata, Mammalia, Proboscidea, Elephantidae.